GGCUGAUGGAAUGACGUCUUUCAGCCACACUUCGUGGCUCGGGAAGUGUGUGGGAAUUCCUCAAAUGUCACUACAAGUGUGAUUCUAAUAAGGGACGCAGGAAGGCGUGUUGAUCUACUGCAGUCAACUACACGCGCUAUUGAAAACCGGAGACCAUGUCUGCAAUCAAGCUCGCCCUGCAACAGAACCAGAAAAGGGACAGGAGGAAAACCCCGGAAGCCAAGUCUGCCGAAGUGUCUCCAGACUCCAAGUGUCCGAUCUGCUUGGAUGUCUUUAACAACAUUGCCUACCUGGACAUCUGUCUGCAUAAGUUCUGCUUUCGCUGCAUUCACGAGUGGUCCAAGAACAAGGCCGAAUGUCCAUUAUGCAAGCAGCCGUUUAAUUCCAUUUAUCACAGUAUAAAAUCAGAGCAAGACUUUAAACAGUAUGACCUGAAGCCAGUGACUAAUGGAUCAUUUGGGAUGUUUGGCGGUGUGCGGUUUAGGUACCGCACCACUCUUACUGGGAUGCAUCGGCAGCGGUGGGGAAGGACCUCGCCCCCUCCAGACAACGGCGUCAUAUUUGAAUCGACCGCCAAUCCUCCCCAGCAGCCGCAGACUCGUUACAUCAGGCGCAUGAUGACGAGGAUGGCGGCCAAGAGGAGAGCCGCGAGCGAAGGCCGGAUGUUUCACAAUGUCAGAGAGCUAGAAAUGGUCAACUUCCGGCGAGAACUUUACCGACAGGGUUUGAGGGUCCGCGCUGUGCGCGACGGCGGACGUUCUAGGGACACCUCGGCCGAGUUCUAUCGCAAAAACCCCGCCUGCUUGCACAGACUUAUCCCUUGGCUAAAAAGAGAGCUUGUGGUGCUAUAUGGUGCGCAUGGCUCCCUGGUCAACAUCGUCCAGCACAUCAUCAUGUCGCGCAUUACCCGCAUGGACAUGGAAGACAGAGCCAUCCAGGAAGAGCUCUGGCCGUUUCUGCAGGGCCGCACGGAGCAUUUUCUGCACGAAUUCAUAAGCUUCGCCAAGUCCCCGUUCAACAUGGAAGCCUACGACCAGCACGCCACGUACGAGGGCUCGGCCCACUCCUCCAAUUCGGACAUCAGCUCCAACUCAUCCGUCAUAGCGAUUUCCGAGGAUGAGCAUGUGGAUGUGGAUUUGGAACCCCCCAGGACCCCCGGAUACGCCCCGUCCAAUCUGAGCCACUCUCUAUGGGACGACGAGACGCCGGGGCCGUCGUACUCCACCACGGCCGAACGGAGUCGAGCAGGAAGGGAGUCAGUCCAUGACUCCGACUCGGAUAGCAGCGUAGAGGACGAAGCGCAAGAAAUCGAAGCUUCACCCCCGCAAGGAAACGCUAUACGCAUUCAAGUCGAUGAGUGUUUGUCUUCAGCGAGCGAUGACUGUGUCAUUGUAGCUUUCGUCAAGCCGAGCUCCGAGAGAACUCCCGAGUUGGUCCAGCUCUCCUCCGACGAGUACUGGAGCGACGACGCUAAAGAAGUGCCGCCCUUGCCGCAGCACGUUCGCUUCGACAGCGACAAUCCUUCAGCGUCGCCGAGAAGCGAGCCCAGCGGCGCAGACCGCUGUCAUCAUUUUGAUGCCAAAGAAAGACACGGUACUCUGAAGUCGAAAGUGUACAAGGCACCAAGCGAAUCAGAGAGAAAAGACAGAGGCGGUCGCGAGCGAUCCAGCCAGAAACGCGGCUCGAACGACAGAAAGCACAGGAGGAAAAGGUCGAGUGCGGAGCGCAGACGCCACAGCCGGAGCCCGGUUACCUGUCACAUCAGAGAGAGAGACUAUUACUACUCCAACAGCAGAGACUGGAUCAGCGACAGUAAAUACAAAAGGAAAGAGAGCGACUUCCACCAUCAAGCUGGCCGAAAGCAUUCCGACCGACGCUCUCGCUCCAGGAGUCGGAGCAGGGAAUCACGGCGGCGAGAGAAGCGGAGGUCCAAGUCCAGGACUUGCUCGAGCUCGCCGUCGACAAGACGGUCUAACCACGAAAAGCCCGGCGGCAAGAGAAAAUACAAAACCCGACAUCUUGAGAAUCCCCCGUCCCCCAAAGACGACACCCCCACCACAGAGACGAAACCCGAAGACGGGAAAGAUGAGAGGAGUCAGAGUGUCCGGAGCAGGCGUCACAAGAAGAAGAAGAAGAAACACAAGAAGAAGAGCCGGCGGCACAGGAGCACAGAGAAACAUUCACCGAUCACCAUCGACAGUGACAGCGAUCAUGCCGAUGAUACCCGGGCGGGAACCUCCAGCAAGGACCCAUCCCCCAUUAACGACGCCAUAGAGGAGCCAAAUAACUCUAUUUGUGGCUUGAGCUUAUAGCAAAAACUACCCCUCACGUCCCUGCCUGCAGUAUUUUUAAUCGUACAGUAGCCAGUAUGCGAUACUGGCUGGCGUGGCAACACCAGACACAGAACACCUCUUUACUUCAUCAUGUUCAUGAACUAUGUUCUUCACCCUUAAGCAGAUCUAUAACUGAGGGUCCUCGAGUUAAGACACAGUUCCGUUCCUACAGCGGAAGAUUCAACCUGAAUUUUUACCUCUCUCACUUAAUUCUCUUUGUUUUAAUGAGCAAAUACUUUCAAGACAGUGAAGAAGAAAGAUAAGUUACUUUGGUUUUAAUAAACCAAGGUCCCCACCACCUUUCGCGAUAAACAUUCAGGGCGUCCUCGGUUUACAGAGUUCCAUUCCCACUGCAGCAGUGAAAUAACCCGAAUUUGUACGUAAAUCAGAACAAGUCGUAGUCUAACUUACACUGACGCAGUAGCAAAGUCAUAAUUACAGAAUACUUCUAGGCCAUAAAUAUAAACGAAAUAAAAACCAGUAAAUAGGGCGGUAACUCAGCAUUCCUCUUGUGCCGCGUGACAAUAUAUUCUCACGCCGCGGUGCAAACUAGCUCAUUGCAUGCUGUUCAUAACCUUGAAACUUCCUAUGUCAAUAUAAUAAAACCGCGGGCCGCCUGUACUUGGCAAAAAUGAAGCAACCUUUACGGUUUAGUCGAAAUCCAGCGUAUGUGGCUUGUUGAAAAGUUGAAGGAAAAGUCUAUUAUUGGUUAUAUGCUAAAGCCACGUUGGUCUGUCGGUUUACGAUGAAGUUCUGUUCCUAUGGCACCGACUAACCUUAAUUUUUGUCAGUACGUGCCAGAGUCUAAGUAUGCACUAAUCCUCCAAGAGUAGAUAAAUAUUUGUAUGAAAAACACCCGUCGGCUGUAAAUACAGUAAAAAAAAAAAAACACCCCAACAACAAUCAA
Molecule: messenger RNA, 3240 nt
Organism: Phycodurus eques (leafy seadragon)
Lineage: Eukaryota; Metazoa; Chordata; Actinopteri; Syngnathiformes; Syngnathidae
Gene: toporsa
Product: topoisomerase I binding, arginine/serine-rich a
Exons: 2
Coding region: 156-2312 (718 amino acids)
Biological process (GO): protein monoubiquitination; protein polyubiquitination
Molecular function (GO): ubiquitin protein ligase activity
Source: RefSeq, a predicted model, not a curated record